Engraulis encrasicolus (European anchovy) is the source of this 2264-nucleotide messenger RNA. It is a transcript of the gene trim59, whose product is annotated as tripartite motif containing 59. The record is from RefSeq and is a predicted model, not a curated record. NCBI's taxonomy places the organism in Eukaryota, Metazoa, Chordata, Actinopteri, Clupeiformes, Engraulidae. Gene Ontology annotation, biological process: cilium assembly. The coding region runs from base 321 to 1586 and encodes 421 amino acids. Gene Ontology annotation, cellular component: intraciliary transport particle B; cilium; centrosome. The transcript is spliced from 4 exons. Gene Ontology annotation, molecular function: zinc ion binding.
ACUUGUUUGCAACAACUGGCCAGUGAGUGAACUAGGAUCAGCGGAAGAGGAUGACAUCCACGCCUAGAUGAACGACGAGGUGAGCGGACAUAACCUAUUCCACCGCUGGUCCUAUGUCUAUUUUGUAGCAAACUGUAGCGAAACUGUGUCAGUUCGGUGCACGUAUUUGAUACAUUGUGGCAUGGUGGAGCUUUCGGUUGGCGACGGCUACAGAAUCGAUACAUGUUACUCUGGAACCCACUGCCAGUCCCUCCCCACACCUCAUCUCCAAGUGGCUGUGCGUUUGGUCAGCGAGGGCGAGAGCGAGCUAAGGCAAGGCCAUGGAUAACCUGGAGGAGGACCUGACGUGCUCGGUGUGCUACGCCCUGUUCUCGGACCCGCGCGUGCUCCCUUGCUCGCACACCUUCUGCAAGAGCUGCCUGGACAGCGUGCUCCAGGUCUCGGUCAACUUCUCCAUCUGGCGCCCGCUGCGCCUGCCCCUCAAGUGCCCCAACUGCCGCAGCGUGGUGGAGCUGCCGCCGCAGGGCGUGGACGCGCUGCCCGUCAACGUCUCGCUGCGCGCCAUCAUCGAGAAGUUCCAGCGGGACGGGCAGCGCGACCGGCCGCCCACCUGCCCCGAGCACCCGCGCCAGCCGCUCAACGUCUACUGCGUGCAGGACCGCACGCUCAUCUGCGGCUUCUGCCUCACCGUGGGCCAGCACCAGGGCCACGCCAUUGACGACCUGCAGACCGCAUACCUCAAGGAGCAGGAUGCGCCGGCGCGUCUGGUGCAGCAGCUGACGGACAGCCGGUGGGCGGAGGUGUGCGGCCUGGUGGAGCAGCUGGAGCAGGAGAAGGCCAGCUGCGAGGGCCUGGUGCGGCAGGACCGCGAGGCCGUCGACCACUUCUUCCAGGCUCUGGAGCAGCAGCUGUGCCGCAAGCGGGAGGAGUACAUGGCGGCGCUGGACGCGUGCAGUGUGGAGGUGGCGCGCAGCUACGAGCCGCUCAUCGACAAGCUGAAGGACAUGAAGGAGGAGCAGCUCAACCUCAUCUCCUUCAGCUCGGCCGUGCAGGACGAGGAGCAGCCCCUGGCCUUCCUGGAGAAGAUGCACCUGUUCCGGGCGCGGGUCAAGUCGCUCACACAGACGCCCAUGCCCAAGGUGGUGCCCCUGUGCAUCGCUCCCCGCGCGGGGGAGUUCCUCAGGGAGCAGUGGGCCGACGUGACCAUCGGGGGGCUGGAGCAGGGACCCGUGCCUAAAAUCACCUGCCACGCCAAGGGCGGCUGCCUCGUUCCACAGCAGGCUCUGCCCGUCAGUGUGCCCAAGUCGUGGUUGGAUCCACAACGGCACGCACUCCCCAUCACCGUGUUGCUCAUUCUGGUUGCUGCAGCUGGGCUGUUUUUGGAUCCCUUUGGUGGGGUGUCCCUGGGUCUCUCCAAACUCAGCUCUGUCGGAGAGUUUAUUCAUCAUCACCUGCCCGAUCAGUUCACGUGGCCCUUUGACAUACAGGGACUGUUAGAUCUGCUCACUCAUGUCUCUUCACGCAUGUCCUCCAUUGCUGACAGAAUACACCAUACCUUUGACUUUCUACCUUCAAUUUUUCAGUAGCAAUCAGUUCCCAGGAGGACACAAUGGGUUUGGUUACUUUGGGAUCUGGGUUUUCUUUUGGUUGGUGUGGGAAGAACUGAUCUAUUGUUUCUUUUUGGAAAUACAUUUUUAAAAAAGGGUUCAAAUGGUCCAUAUUAAGUGAGUGACAAGACUGUCUUGAACUUGCCAACCCACAAUCUGCUUAUGGGACUACGUGUGAAGAAACGUUCCGCUCAUAAAAGGAGCCUGCAAGCAAAACCCUGAAGUGGGCCACACCUCAAGAAUACUUAAUUUAUAACGGACACUUUUUAUGGAAGUUGCAAUAACUGUAUGUUUGCAGAUUAUUUUGUAUUUGUAGUGCAUCAAAAUACAAAUAUGAAUGCAUGGCAUUGGUCAGGCAGGUUUGGGUUUUUUAACUGUAAAAAUUCAAGAGCACAGCUACUUUUACCCUUUCACAAUGCCUUUAAAAUAGUUUAUGGAAACAGAAAUCACAUAGUGGGACCUUAACUUUAAGGAAUGUUUGUAACACUACAUAAGAUGAUGUAAUAUGAAAUAGUUCAAGUCACUGUGAUACUUAGCAAACGCUUGCUUACUGCCUUAACAUCAUGCUGUGAAUGCACAAACAAACGAAUAACAAUAUUUUGAGUAAACACAAACGAACAUUGUAGAAUGUAAUAAACUUUUAUUUGAGUUAAAAAA